GACUCCACAGAAAAUCAUGGCCGAGGAACUAUGGAAUAGAGUAAACAUUCCCUUUCCAGGAGUUGUUUCUAGCGUUCGUAUAAGUUUUACAUCAGAAACAGAUGUUCUUGUUAAAAAUGUCUUAUUGGGAAACGAAGCUGUGCUCAAACUUAUCGACAGUGAGACACUUCAGACGGAAAUACGUGUCCUUUACGAGCUGCUCUACAUCUUGAACAACAGUUACAGGGGAAACAAGUCCUACAAAGGCUUACAACAGGUUGAACAAUGCGUGAACAGACUGAAGAACAUGAAGCUGGUGGAAGCUCUUCAGGAGCUGUCUGAUCUGUGUCCAACCAAGGUUCAAAGAAAUGUUGGUAAAAAGACUGGGGAGUGUACUGUCCCCAGUCAGCCCAUGUUGGAGUGGCUGUGCCUCAAAAUACUUGGAGCUGCUAAUCUCAUCAAUCGCACUCUACAACGUUGCAGCAGAGCUUUUCUUCUGUGCAAUCAGCAGAUGAAAUGGGAAGAAUUUAUCGUUUUGAAUAUGGUGAUGACCAGUAUGCUCAGUCGGCUGUGGGUAAUUUUCCGUGGUGUCUUGGUGAGCCUGUCCACUUUAUACGAGAAGAUGCUUUGCCUUUGCAGUGAAGUGGCCAAAACAAAACCUAUGCCAUUCCUCAAAAGCUCCUUACCCCCAAAUAUGUCUGAGUUAUUGGAUCCUACCUUAUUACAUGACCAAACAUGUAAAGCUAGGCUGCAAAGGGGUGAUUUAUUGACUAAACCUAGACAGAAUAAUCAAACAGCCAAAAAGGUUAAAGAAGAUCUGGGCGUGUCUAUUAAAAGAGAUAUCAAUGAUAACACUGACUUGAAGCCUUUUGUCUGUAUCUUCAAGACAUUCACCAAGAAAUCUCAGCCAGAGCACAAACCUAAAAAUACUGAUCUCGCUGCAAAGACGAAAAUACUGAGGAAUAAUGUUAAAAAAUCUUCAUCAUUUGGUGACAUAGACAUCCAUCUUGAAAAAAUGGUCCAAUGGUGUAAACUGAAGCAGAUGGGAAAGAAAGGACGUUUGUUUAACUAUUUGCGAUUGAAGUGCAAGAAGAUGAAAUCAUUGGAAUUAGAAGGACACAAUUUUCAGAGGAAGCUAAAUAACUUCAGACAACAAAUUUUUAAGGCUUGCUCAAAAAGCUCUGUACCAAGAAGGACUCCUCGAUCAUUAGCUGAAUUUAAAACCAAAAUUCAACAGACCAGAUUCCACUUUCUAAGGACCAAAUUGAAAUCUAAGAAUGUCAGAACUGGUAGCACAAGAAAACGGGAAGUUAAAUGGAAGAAGUCUCGAAAGUCAAAGUCAUCGAGGCAUCAUAAGGACAGAAGGACAGAAGAUGAGGCGAUUCCUCAAAGCAGCCACUGUGACAAGAGAGAUGACAUCGAUGAUAUAUUUGCUUCUAUUGGUCUGUGACAUCCUGCUGUCUGGUUCCAGGGCAUUUGGAGCUCAGUACAAAGUAGCAUUUGUUUUGCUUUUUUAAGAGACAUAACUCGAAAUGAAUUGAUUAAAACCCUAUUUAUUAUAUUUGUGCAACCAAGCAGUGCACCCUGUGAUACUAAGUUCAAUAAGAAAUAUUUGUGCCAAACACACAGAAAAUGCCAAUGUAAUAUUUGAUAUGUUAUACUGUGUUAAGCAGUUUAUAUGCUUUUGUCAACAAAAUUAAAGGCACACUGAUGUUUAUUGCA
Molecule: messenger RNA, 1701 nt
Organism: Boleophthalmus pectinirostris (great blue-spotted mudskipper)
Lineage: Eukaryota; Metazoa; Chordata; Actinopteri; Gobiiformes; Gobiidae
Gene: rmp64
Product: nucleolus and neural progenitor protein
Exons: 9
Coding region: 17-1429 (470 amino acids)
Biological process (GO): positive regulation of Notch signaling pathway
Cellular component (GO): nucleus
Source: RefSeq, a predicted model, not a curated record